AUGCGAAGUGCAAGGCUAAUACAUAUUAUAUUCUUCGCAGCCUGUUUGAGCAGUACAAGAGAGAAGCAAUCAGCAUUUGCGUUUCAGACUGACAAUCCGCAGGAGCAGCGUGUGUUUCACCAACAACAGCGACAGCAGCAACAAGCAAGCAGUAGCUCGAUUCUAUCACCGUUCUCGUACGAAUGGAUUCAGUUGCUAGAGCAGUUUCACAACACGCUAGGACACAGAAAUACAUCCAAAGACGACGACGCUUGUUUAUUCCCGGUGCCAGCUUUUGAUUGCGAGCCCUUCAUCUGGCAUGACGCUAUAUUGAAUAGAGAUGCUUAUCAUUUGCGGCCCAAUGACAUCAAGGCUGUCAUUGCCAUUGGCGACAGCAUCAGCGCAGGAUUUGGCAUGAUCUCCGGGAGACCACCCUUCUCGACUAUUCUUGAAUACAGAGGAAAGGUAUUCUCAGUUGGAGGAGACAAAGGAGAAUACACAAUCCCAAAUUAUUUGUCAGCAUGGACAAAUGCAUCUAAUAAAGGGCCACCAACAGGUUAUACAUUACCGCUUUCUCGGGGUAAACAGCUGGAUAAUGCAGUGAGUGGAUCGAAAGCCCAGGAACUAGACGAUCAAAUUAGUCGACUUGUGCAUUUGCUGAAGGCUGAAAAGUACAAGGACAUUCGAGAUGAGUGGAAGUUGAUUACGCUGUUCAUUGGAGCCAAUAACGUGUGUGUUUUAUGCGAGCCACCUAUGAGCACAUUGCCAGGAUUAGCUGAAGCCGAUGUAUUCGAAGAGAAUGUUCGACAAGCAUUAAUGAGAAUCAAAGAUCAAGUCCCCAAAUCGUUUGUGAAUCUCGUGGCUCUAUUUAAUGUCUCCAGUGUCUAUGAAGCUUCUCGAGGCGAUCCCUACUGUGAACUUGUAUUGGAUCCAUCUCAUAUGGUCAUAUGUUCUUGUAUCCAAGGCGAUGAGAAGCAAAGGAGAGCUGCUGAUCGUGUUGUCAAUGAGUAUAAUCUAAGAUUAGAGAAGCUGGAGCAAGAAUUCAAGCAACAGGAUACAAUGCAAUUUGGUCUUAGUUACCAACCUGGCUUCAAGGAAUUCCCUAUAGCCAAGUACAAGCAAUCUUAUUUUAGCGGUGUCGACUGCUUCCACCCUAAUAAGUGCGCCAACCAGCUGAUGUCUAUACUUUUGUGGAAUAAUAUGUUUUCAAACAAACAAGACAAGAAGAAGGAGUAUGAUGUUGAGACACUAGCAUUUGUAUGUCCCAGCCCUGCCAACCCGUAUAUUCAAUGA
Mucor velutinosus is the source of this 1272-nucleotide messenger RNA. RefSeq names its product ATP-dependent RNA helicase. The record is from RefSeq and is a predicted model, not a curated record. Gene Ontology annotation, biological process: phospholipid metabolic process. The transcript is spliced from 7 exons. Bases 1 to 1272 code for a protein of 423 amino acids. Lineage: Eukaryota; Fungi; Mucoromycota; Mucoromycetes; Mucorales; Mucoraceae. Gene Ontology annotation, molecular function: glycerophospholipase activity.